This is a messenger RNA of Saccoglossus kowalevskii, 1817 nucleotides long. Its product is annotated as beta-centractin. Lineage: Eukaryota; Metazoa; Hemichordata; Enteropneusta; Harrimaniidae. The record is from RefSeq and is a predicted model, not a curated record.
UUCAAUUUCACCGCUUGGAUCCAUUGCCUUCCUGUUGAUGGGAAGUUUGGAGAUAGAUCAAAUAUUUCUUUCAAAUGGAUUCGUACGACGUUAUUGCAAACCAGCCCGUUGUAAUUGAUAACGGUUCUGGUGUAAUCAAGGCUGGAUUUGCUGGAGAUCAAAUACCCAAAUACCAUUUUGCAAACUAUGUUGGUCGACCUAAACAUAUCCGUGUGAUGGCUGGAGCCUUGGAAGGUGAUAUGUUUAUUGGUCCCAAGGCUGAAGAACAUCGAGGCUUGCUUAGUAUUAGGUACCCAAUGGAGCAUCCUGUUCUGUUGACAGAAGCUCCACUCAACCCGAGGAAAAACAGAGAAAAAGCUGCUGAAGUUUUCUUUGAAACAUUCAAUGUACCCGCCUUAUUUAUUUCAAUGCAAGCUGUUCUUAGCCUUUAUGCUACUGGUCGUACCACAGGUGUAGUACUUGACUCUGGUGAUGGCGUUACCCAUGCGGUGCCCAUAUAUGAAGGGUUUGCAUUACCGCAUUCCAUAAUGAGAGUUGAUAUUGCUGGACGAGAUGUUACAAGAUACUUACAAUUAUUAAUGAGGAAAGAAGGUUAUAAUUUCCACACUUCAGCAGAAUUAGAAAUCGUUAGGACAAUAAAAGAACGUGGAUGUUAUUUAGCUUUGAAUCCUCAAAAAGAAGAAGGUUCAGAAAUUGAGAAGACACCAUAUACACUGCCUGAUGGAAGUACACUAGAGGUUGGUCCUGCCAGGUUCCGAGCACCAGAACUUUUAUUUCAACCACAUCUCAUCGGAGAGGAGUGUGAGGGACUGCAUGAAGUGUUAUCAUAUGCUAUUCAGAAAUCGGAUAUGGAUUUAAGAAGGACUUUAUUUGCCAAUAUUGUCCUAUCUGGCGGCUCUACUUUGUUUAAAGGAUUUGGAGACCGACUACUUAGUGAAGUGAAAAAAUUAGCUCCUAAAGAUGUCAAAAUCAGGAUAUCUGCACCACAGGAAAGGCUUUACUCUACAUGGAUAGGGGGUUCAAUCUUGGCAUCGUUAGAUACAUUCAAAAAGAUGUGGGUAUCUAAGAAAGAAUACGAAGAAGAUGGUGCCAAAGCUGUUCAUCGUAAAACAUUCUAAACCCAGACAUUUUGCUGUAAAUAUUAUAUCUGUGCAGUAGAACUGUGUUGAAUAAGGUCAUUUUAAUUAUUCAUUUGAAUACCACCACUUCAAUGUCUUGUUAUCUCCCAGAAUUCAUUGCGGUAUUCCUUGUGACAUCAUACAAGGCUUUUGAACAUCAUAUCAUUAAAUAAUUUUAAUUUUCAUAAAGCAUGUCAGUAUUUUAUGGUUGUGCUAAGCAAAGUCAGUUUACCUUAGUUUAUUCAAAAUAUCUCCAUAGCAACACAGGAUGCCAAGGUAAAUAAGUUAUAUUUGAGAGGUACAGAUUAUGAAAUGAACAUGUUAACAAAUGAUAUUGCUGUACUGUAAACUACUUUAAUUUCAUGAGACGACAGAAAUUUGAACUAGUGAACAUUUCAUUUUGAAGUGAGUCCCUGUGACUUUGGUUGUGAGGCACAGCGAAUUUGGGAGUGAGUCACAGAGAUUUUGGGAGUGAGUUACAGUAAUUUUAGGAGUGAGUCACCACAGCGACUUUGGGAGUGAGUCACAGUGAUUUUGGGAAUGAGUCACAUAGCGUCUUUGGGAGCGAGUCACACUGAAUUUGGGAGUGAGUCACACUGAAUUUGGGAGUGAGUCACACUGAAUUUGGGAGUGAGUCACACUGAAUUUGGGAGUGAGUCACACUGAAUUUGGGAGUGAGUCACACUGAAUUUGGGAGUG